Molecule: messenger RNA, 4302 nt
Organism: Oncorhynchus keta (chum salmon)
Lineage: Eukaryota; Metazoa; Chordata; Actinopteri; Salmoniformes; Salmonidae
Product: zinc finger protein 8-like
Exons: 7
Coding region: 232-2133 (633 amino acids)
Biological process (GO): regulation of transcription by RNA polymerase II
Molecular function (GO): RNA polymerase II cis-regulatory region sequence-specific DNA binding; DNA-binding transcription factor activity
Source: RefSeq, a predicted model, not a curated record
AUCAAAUCCUUUCUAUGCAGUCUAAAAAGGAAGUAAACAGUGACCGAGAACAAUUUAAACGUUAGCGUUUUUAUUGUUAUUUUUUAGACAUUUAUUAACCUAAUGGAACUAAAAAUAUGACUAAUUUAACUGCUAAGCAUCACAUACUUACCCCAAGUAGUCUUUAAUUCGCGUUGGAGACAGGACUUGGUUGAUAGAUGUUAUCUAGGUGACGCUAACUAGCUGCUAACAAUGGCUGACUGUAUGGUUUUUCACACUCAAAUAGCCUCCAUUAUGGAGGUGCUAGCGAAUGCAGCCGUGGCAGAGAUCUGUAAACUCGUAGACGAUGACUACGCAGUGUUUCGUUUGGAAAUAACUCAAAGCCAGAAAGAAAACCGGGGUUUGCGGAGGAAAUUACAACUACUGGAACUGAAGGUGGCACGGGAGCGCGCAGAGAAGACAAUACGAGAGCGCGUCGUCGCCAGUCGUCCCAGUAGUGUCAAGAUCGUCGACCGAUACAGAGGAAUGGCAAGAGGUGAAGGACAACUCACUGGACGCCACAGGAACUUUGUGAAGCCAGCGGGCCACAAUACAUGGAGAAAUGACGAACCCAUAGCUGUAGAUGAAGGGAGUGGAACCUCAACCCAGCACGUUAUCGUAAUAGAGUCUGCAGAUGCAGAGGCUGCAGGCCCUGGGGUCAAGCAGGAGAGAUCUGAAGGAGAGGAGAACCCAUGGCACAGCAGAGACAUCCAGACUGGACCCUAUGAAACCACGGAGGACCCCACCACCGCUGCUGCCGCAUCCCAGCCCAGGACCCGACGCAGCAUCAUGGAGGAGGAGGGUCCAGAGGUGCUGCUGGUGAAGGAGGAGGGGUGUGAGGAGGGCCUGGGGAACCCUGGGGGGACCAUGGUCAUGGAGGACAACCAGACUACACCUCCUGAACCCACAGAGGACCCAGCUGAGCAGCACAGGACCACACACAGUCUCAGUGAGUCAGUAGACAAAGAGGAUGGGAUGCCUGAUCUGCAGCUGGUCAAAGAGGAGACAAUAGAGAACAGACCAGAGAGUGGACUAAAGAUCUGGGAUGAAGGUGGUUGGCUCGAAGCUAACAGAGGAGACUGGGCGGUCAUCUUGGAUUCCCAGACCGGUGCAGCCAAGGUUCCUGUGGACGACGUCACCAAGCAGACCGGGACCGGAGGUGACAUAGUGGAGUCUGCAGUCCAUGAGGACGUGCGGAUAUCUGGUGUUGCUGGCGGGAGAGACUGGACCUCUGAAGCGGCUGGUCUCAAACCCUGGCCCCGGAUCAGGACAAUGGAUCAGGAGCCGUCGCUCUUCCUUCGCGAGUCAGAACCAGGACCCAACCGCGAAGGACAGAGACCCCACCACCACCACACACAACACAACCAGUGGACAGGUGGACUGAACAACAGUCCUGGUGGUCAUCAGAGAGACAGAGGCUCCACUCAUGGAUCCGGUCUGCAGCCCAGACCUUUCUCUUCACAGUCUCAGUGCAGGGAUGGAGCAGGGCCUGGGGCUGAUAAAAAUAGACCCUCCUGUUCCUAUGAUACAAACAGCACAGUAUCCAUGAUGAACAGAGCAGGUCACCUUGGGCUUCAGUCUUCACAGAGAGUGGUGGGAGACACCCCUGGUGGGAGUCUAACAGGAAGUCUGUUUUCUCCUUCAGGGUCUUGUCUAAUGCCUGGUGACUGGAUUCAUAGAAAGCCUGGGCCUGGGUCUAGCCUUCCUCAUCUACCUCAUGGUUUCCCCACCAAUACAGACAGGGUCAGGAUGGGCGUUCACCACAAGAAGUACUUAUCCUGUAACACAGCACACAAUCCCAACCACACCCAAACAAUGGCUAGAGGUCAAGGAGGGAGCUCAAAUACUAACCACCUGAGGGUGGUUGAUCCUGCUUCUACCUCCUCUGGUGUCAUUGGGACACAACGUGGGAGGCCGAGCAUUAGGACGGACGCCGACAAGCCAUACACCUGCCCCACGUGUGGGAAGCGCUUCACUGAGGCGAACUAUGUGAAGAGGCACCAGACCGUUCACACCAAGGAGAGGCCCUUCAAGUGCAAACGAUGUUACAAGAGCUUCUCCUUCCUGAGUAGCCUUAUCAGACAUAGGAGUAUCCACAACGUGGAAAAAUUGUAGCAGUGUGGCUUGAGAUGUACACAGGGGAUAUCUGGGAACCAUUAUUUAGCUUAGCAAUUCUCAACUGGUGGGUCGCAGGAAGGUUUGGAAUGGGUGACGGGUGUCUAAGUAAAAAUGUUUAUAUAUACAGUUGAAGUUGGAAGUUUGCAUACACCUUAGCCAAAUACAUUUAAACUCAGUUUUUCACAAUUCCUGACAUUUAAUCAUAUUACAAAUUCCCUGCCUUCGGUCAGUUAGGAUCACCACUUUAUUUUAAGAAUGUGAAAUGUCAGAUUAAUAGUAGAGAGAAUUAUGUAUUUCAGCUUUUCUUUCUUUCAUCACAUUCCCAGUGGGUCAGAAGUUUACAUGCACUCAAUUAGUAUUUGGUAGCAUUGCCUUUAAAUUGUUUAACUGGGCCAAACGUUUUGGGUAGCCUUCCACAAGCUUCCCACAAUAGGUUGGUGAAUUUUGGCCCAUUCCUCCUGACAGAGCUGGUGUAACUGAGUCAGGUUUGUAGGCCUUCUUGCUCGCACACGCUUUUUCAGUUCUGACCACACAUUUUCUAUAGGAUUGAGGUCAGGGCUUUGUGAUGGCCACUCCAAUACCUUGACUUUGUUGUCCUUAAGCCAUUUUGCCACAACUUUGGAAAUAUGCUUGGGGUCAUUGUCCAUUUGGAAGACCCAUUUGCGACCAAGCUUUAACUUCCUAACUAAUGUCUUGAGAUGUUGCUUCAAUAUAUACACACAAUUUUCCUUCCUCAUGAUGCUAUCUAUUUUGUGAAGUGCACCAGUCCCUCCUGCAGCAAAGUACCCCCACAACAUGAUGCUGCCACCCCCGUGCUUCACGGUUGGGAUGGUGCUCUUCGGCUUGCAAGCCUCCCCCUUUUUCCUCCAAACAUAACGAUGAUCAUUAUGGCCAAACAGUUCUAUUUUUGUUUCAUCAGACCAGAGGACAUUUCUCCAAAAAGUACAAUCUUUGUCCCCUUGUGCAGUUGCAAACCGUAGCCUGGCUUUUUUAUGGCGGUUUUGGAGCAGCGGCUUCUUCCUUGCUGAGCGGCCUUUCAGGUUAUGUCGAUAUAGGACUUUUACUGUGGAUAUAGAUUUGUAGUACCUGUUUCCUCCAGCAUCUUCACAUGGUCCUUUGCUGUUGUUCUGGGAUUGAUUUGCACUUUUCGCAACAAAGUACGUUAAUCGCUAAGAGACAGAACGCGUCUCCUUCCUGAGCGGUAUGACGGCUGCAUGGUCCCAUGGUGUUUAUACUCGCAUACUAUUGUUUGUACAGAUGAAUGUGGUACAGUGCCUUGCGAAAGUAUUCGGCCCCCUUGAACUUUGUGACCUUUUGCCACAUUUCAGGCUUCAAACAUAAAGAUAUAAAACUGUAUUUUUUUGUGAAGAAUCAACAACAAGUGGGACACAAUCAUGAAGUGGAACGACAUUUAUUGGAUAUUUCAAACUUUUUUAACAAAUCAAAAACGGAAAGUUUUAUAUCUUUAUGUUUGAAGCCUGAAAUGUGGCAAAAGGUCGCAAAGUUCAAGGGGGCCGAAUACUUUCGCAAGGCACUGUACCUUCAGGCGUUUGGAAAUUGCUCCUAAGGAUGAACCAGACUUGUGGAGGUCUCCAAUUUUUUUCGGAGGUCUUGGCUGAUUUCUUUUGAUUUUCCCAUGAUGUCAAGCAAAGAGGCACUGAGUUUGAAGGUGGGCCUUGAAAUACAUCCACAGGUAGACCUCCAAAUGACUCAAAGUAUGUAAAUUAGCCUAUCAGAAGUUUCUAAAGCCAUGCCAUAAUUUUCUGGAAUUUUCCAAGUUGUUUAAAGGCACAGUCAACUUAGUGUAAACUUCUGACCCACUGGAAUUGUGAUACAAUGAAUGAUAAGUGAAAUAAUAUGUCUGUAAACAACUGUGUCAUGCACAAAGUAGAUGUCCUAACCUACUUGCCAAAACUAUAGUUUGUUCACAAGAAAUUUGUGGAGUGGUUGAAAAACGAGUUUUAAUGACUCCAACCUAAGUGUAUGUAAACUUCCGACUUCAACUGUAUAUAUGAGUAAAUAUAUAUAAUACAUAUAUACUGUAUAUCUUUCUUCUUUAUUUUUACAAAAAUACUAGUCUCAACUUAAACGACUUAAACCAGGUAGAAAGUGUGUAGAAAUGAUAAUGAACUUAUAUUUUUCAGAAAAUAAAUUACUUUGAAGAUU